CAAGGCAAAGAUGCCUGGUUUGCGAGCAAUGGAAGCUGUUUGGCUCUGGCGCUAGAUAAAGUUGUGCCUUGAACUUGGCAAAAACUUCCUCUUCUCAUUUGGUUUCUUAUUUCUUCCUGGGCUUGUUUUACAAGCUAACAGGACACCUACAGAUCCAAAUUUUGGACCAUCUCUAUUUUCCUUCUUGUUCAUUCGCUCUAUACUCAGCAAACUUAGCAAGUCCAGCCUUAUACAAAGGAACGAUUCCCAAUUGGGUAAAGCGGCCAUAGAGGAGGAGCAUGCCUUCCUAUUUUGGAUAUGGCCCUGGCCGCCCGGCUCUUCGAGAGCUCUCAUCACAUCUUCACUGCCUUUGAGCUCAAAGCCAUUAUCUCCCUCGCUUGCAACGCCAUUUGUUUCAUCAAGUUCCCAGUCCAAUUCAUCGCCAUCGAUCUGUCCGUUGAACUUCAAUUACGUUCAUUCCGUCCAGCAGUCUCCGAAAUCAGUGGUGGAGCCGUAUCCAUCAUAGCGGAGGGCACUGAACUGCAGAACAAAGCAUUAGCGUCGAUGCUGGCCAAUUCUGCUGAUGAUGACGAGUUCUUCGACAAGUGGCUUGAAACCGAAAAGUUUGGACAUGGUGCUCCCGGCACCAUGACAAACCUCCAGUCGGCUGCUAACAAAUGGGACAAUUGGUAUCACAACGUUAGAGGAAAUCCACAGUGGGUGAUGGGUCCAGGCGCUCCAGUCCCAACCGGGCAAGAUAUCGAGAGGUUUAUAGUCUCCGUUGCUCGAAACUCAAAGUCAUCCAUCAAAGACAAGCUCGCCAUUAGCCUGGUCACUAUGGAAAACAGACUCAGUCGCGUUAUACAGUAUCUUCAGUAUACACACAAGGCAGAGUUCAAGAUCCUUCCACACGAGAAAACGGGCAUUAAGGCCUGUCUGGACAGACUGUGCAAAGAGGGACUGCUUACUCGGGGUGUCUGGGUAGAACGCCGACGGUUCAGCUUUUUGCUUCUUGAGACUCUUAUUUCCAACCUGUUUACCACGGCCAUCGUCAAAGGACCUCUCUUCAGCUGGGAUAACGUUCUCUUAUGGGCACUUGGCAUUGUUUUGCAAUCAGCCACUGCAGCAAGAGGAGGUGACAUCGUUCGAUCAAAUGGGUAUACAGGAAAUGAGUACCUUGCCUGGAAGGAUGUUGAGCUCAAGGUCAAGGCCAAUGGCAAGUCGGUACAGGAUAUCACUGCUGUGGUAACCCUUCGCUAUUGCAAGGGGAAGAAAUUGCUACCAAGUGAGAACCGCAAGGUUACCCUCAACCCGCUCAAGAAUGACAAGCACAAUAUAAUGUGUCCAAUCAAGUUGCUUCUCAUCAUGGCACUUCGCCUAGGGAUCACGGCGGCAAAGACGCCAGCUGAGCUGAUCUCGAGAGCAUUGGGCACACGUGAUCGAAGAAUCGUUUGGAAGCACCCGGAUUAUCCUGUGAUUUGUGGCAGCAAUAGGCACCAUGUUGUUGUGCCAUCAAUGUGCAUUGGCCCGGGUACCCUCUCGGCUCGCCUGAAAAGUGUAGCCGCGAAAUCUGGAUUGGUCGGUCUCGGUUUGGGUACAACGGCAAACCGCAGGGGAGCUGCUCGCGAAAUCGCUCAUGCCGCCACGACAUUUAAAGGCACAAGCGACGACGCUGCUGCUGCCGCACUUGGUCAUAGUGCCAGCACCAAGAACGCUGGUCUUACGAGGGAAGUGUACAUUGGAGACUCUUAUGAUGACUUCUACUCGCAUCGUUCAGAAAAUCCUCAGGAGGAUCCUCACGCACCACAAUUACCAACCAGGAAGCGAGCACGAAUUCUGGAAUCCGAUAAGCCAUGCUACCAGAAUUUCAUAUACGAGGACGACAUGGCUGAUUCUGUCUCGGGGGAAACCGAGCCUGCAGUACUCGAUUCUGAUGCAAUUGAUCCUUCCUUGGUCGCCCCGGAGAUACUCAAACUCAGCAAGGCAUUGGCUCCUGAUCCUAACGUCGAGAUUGAGGAGCUUGACCAGGAACUUGUCCACCGCCUCAAUCUCACCGAGAUACAGUAUGCAGAUGAAUCUAUCCUGCACUCUACUCCCGACGAAUUCCUAUCGCUCUUUAGUCGGAUCAAUGUCUUUACGGAAGCUCAGUCGCUCAAAUAUGAGCAAGAUCAGAUGAGACAGACCAGUUGUGACGACGGCACCAUGUUCCAGUGGUUCUGUGGCAAGUGCAAAGUAUACUCUCACUCUGAUGAGAGUAGAGUGCACUAUCACAUGGUGAAUUGCUCUGGGCCACCUGGUGAACCAGCGCUCUGUGAUGUAUGUGGAAAGCCAUACAGGAAUGAGGCGAGCCUUUCGGCACACAAGCGCGCUUAUCAUGCCUGGAAACCAAAGCGCUGUCCUGACUGUCCCGAAUCUGAUUGUCUAUCCGGACCCGGCCGCUUUGAAGAGACAUCGCAAGAAAUGUCACCCUCGCGACAUAACUCCAAUUCCCUGCCCACUAUGUCAGGACCCGAAGAUAUGACCGGAUGAACCUAACGGAUCAUCUGAAACAUAGACAUCGCAAAUGCAACCCGGAGAUCAAGGAGAUUCUGCGACAGCAUGUUCCUCCAGCAGAGUUCGACCGGCUUAUUUUCAGGUCUUAGUCUUCACCAAGACAGGAUGCCGGAUGUUCCCUGAAUCCUGCGAUCUUCUCCCAUCCAUCAUCUCCUAACACUUUUCGUUUCUGCUUGUCACCUGUGGAAUCUUGCCUCAUGCUUUACCUGUUGAUAUGAAUCCUUCCUAUAUAUGUAUGCGGUUUGUUUUCCAUUUCAGAUAUCCCAUUUGCUCUACAUGUUUCUUCAUUCUCGACGUUUGUUUUCAUCACGCUCUUCGCAUUUGACUGCAAGCAUUUCCUACCCUCUAUCUGACAGACAACCCCUCUGAAAACGCCCCAAAAAAAGGUCGGAUAAUAUUCAAAUAACAAAAAAAAGAUUUAUUCUUAAAUAUCUCCAUGUUGCCGCCGUAGAUUCUUGCU
Aspergillus calidoustus is the source of this 2992-nucleotide messenger RNA. The record is from the annotation of a GenBank genome assembly. NCBI's taxonomy places the organism in Eukaryota, Fungi, Ascomycota, Eurotiomycetes, Eurotiales, Aspergillaceae.